AUUCCAGUGUCACGUGACAUAAACAUUAAUGGCGGCGGCCGUGGGUCGGUGCGGUGCAGGGUUUGCACCAAGAGCAGGACUUAGCAGAUUCCUGCAGAGAGUUUCUCAUCUAACAAACUGCAGUCCCUCUUCAGCUCUUGUAUGUCAGCAACAUCACAGCUUCUUCUGGAAACAGAGGAAAAAUUCUCACAAUGUUGUUCAUCCAGCUUCUGUUCGGCCCCCCUACGCAGUACCAAAGCACAUUGUGCAGCCGGACUAUGUUGAUUCWGGACUGGUCCCAGAAUGGCCGGACUACAUAGAGAUCAAAGACCAAGAGCAGGUUAAAGGCCUUGCCAGAGCGUGUCAGCUCGCCAGACACGUGCUGCUGUUAGCCGGACGCAGUCUGAACGUCGGAGUGACGACAGAUGAAAUCGACUUCAUUGUGCAUCAGGAGACAAUCAAACACAAUGCCUACCCCUCCCCUCUCCGAUACGGGGGCUUCCCCAAGUCAGUCUGUACAUCUGUAAAUAACGUGGUGUGUCAUGGCAUACCUGACAGCCGGAAACUUGAAGAUGGUGACAUCAUCAACGUUGACGUCACUGUGUAUUUGGACGGUUAUCAUGGUGACACCUCAGAAACCUUCCUGAUUGGGCAGGUGGAUGAUGUUGGGCAGCGUUUGGUGGAGACGGCGAGGCGCUGCAGAGAUGAGGCCAUCGCCGCAUGCAAACCAGGCGCACGGCUCUGCGUUAUUGGAAACACUAUCAGUGAGAUAGCCAAAGCCAGUGGUUUUCAAGUGUGUCCCUAUUUUAUUGGGCAUGGGAUAGGCUCCUACUUUCACUGCCACCCUGAGAUAUGGCACUACGCAAAUGACAAUGACAUCACCAUGGAUGAAGGGAUGGCUUUCACAAUAGAGCCCAUAGUGAUGGAGGGGUCCACGGAGUUUAAAAUCUUGAAAGACAAAUGGACCGCCGUGUCAGUCGACAAUAAAAGGUCUGCYCAGUUCGAACACACGGUGGUGAUCACAUCUGAUGGCGUGAAGAUUCUCACCAAACUACCAGAAGAGGACAGUCUGGGACAGAAACCACCUGCUGGCUAAACUGUUAUUUUUAGCGUUAAUAAAAUACUGUUACACUAAAAA
Molecule: messenger RNA, 1117 nt
Organism: Austrofundulus limnaeus
Lineage: Eukaryota; Metazoa; Chordata; Actinopteri; Cyprinodontiformes; Rivulidae
Gene: metap1d
Product: methionyl aminopeptidase type 1D (mitochondrial)
Exons: 10
Coding region: 29-1075 (348 amino acids)
Biological process (GO): proteolysis
Molecular function (GO): metalloaminopeptidase activity
Source: RefSeq, a predicted model, not a curated record